Monoraphidium neglectum is the source of this 681-nucleotide messenger RNA. RefSeq lists its product as hypothetical. The record is from RefSeq and is a predicted model, not a curated record. Gene Ontology annotation, cellular component: cytoplasm; nucleus. The coding region runs from base 1 to 681 and encodes 226 amino acids. NCBI's taxonomy places the organism in Eukaryota, Viridiplantae, Chlorophyta, Chlorophyceae, Sphaeropleales, Selenastraceae. Gene Ontology annotation, molecular function: calcium-dependent protein serine/threonine kinase activity; calmodulin binding; ATP binding. Gene Ontology annotation, biological process: intracellular signal transduction; peptidyl-serine phosphorylation; protein autophosphorylation. The transcript has 7 exons.
AUGGCGGAGGUCCUGCGCCACUGCCACGAGUUGGGGGUGGUGCACCGUGACCUAAAGCCGGAGAACUUCCUGCUCACCAGCAAGGAGCCCGACGCAGACCUCAAAGUUACAGACUUCGGUCUGAGCACCUUCUUCCGGCAGGGGGAGCGGUUCAGGGAGCUGGUGGGCUCCCCCUACUACGUCGCGCCCGAGGUGCUGCAGAAGAAUUACAGCCAUCAGGCGGACAUGUGGUCCCUGGGCGUCAUCCUGUACAUCCUGCUGAGCGGGCUGCCGCCGUUCUGGGGCAGUACGGAGGAGCAGAUCUUCAAAAUGGUCCUGAAGGGCGACAUCGACUUCAAGUCAGAGCCGUGGCCCAAGGUCAGCCCUGAGGCCAAGGACUGCAUCAGGCAGAUGCUCACGCGGGACCCCAGCCAGCGCGUCUCGGCCCACGAGAUCCUGAAGCACGACUGGCUGGUGAAGGAGGGUGUCGCCUCAGACGUCAAACUGGACAGCGUCGUGCUGGAGAGGAUGCACCGCUUCGCACAGGCAAGCCGUCUGACUCACAAGCGCUGUCAGGCGCUGCUCUGCAACCGUCCGCGCGCUUUCAACAUGAACAAGCUGAAAAAGAUGGCACUCAUGGUGGUCGGCCAGAGCCUCAGCCCCGACGAUGUUGAGGGUGGGUCGGGGGCCGAGGGGAUUUAG